Molecule: messenger RNA, 1246 nt
Organism: Vitis vinifera (wine grape)
Lineage: Eukaryota; Viridiplantae; Streptophyta; Magnoliopsida; Vitales; Vitaceae
Exons: 5
Coding region: 101-1246 (381 amino acids)
Biological process (GO): proteolysis
Molecular function (GO): cysteine-type peptidase activity
Source: RefSeq, a predicted model, not a curated record
GACUUUGUAGUUAACUUUUCAUUCGCUUCUAACACCUACUUUAGAGGAGCAACAACAAGACUAUUACAAGCAUGUAGAUAAACAAGGAGCUUCAGCAGAAAUGUUGCACCAAUCAAAUGCCUCACAAGAUGCCAAGAAGGAUGACUUAAGGCAUGAAAAAAGCUCAUCUGACACUGCUGCAUAUGUUGCUGCUGCUACUGCUGCAAUGGCAGAAGAAACAACAAAUGAUGCAGUCACCCCAUCAAUAGAGAAAUUAUGGAUGGAGUUUGUGAAAUUCAGACAAAGCUCAGAGUUAAAUUUCAAUCAUCUAAAGAAAGAAAUUGAAGGACUCAACUUGAAGAUGGAUGAAUUGAAACAACUUUUAUUAGAAGUUAAGAGUUCGAAUGAGGAACAUGGUAUGCAUGACACUAGAUUCAAAAAAUCUAGUACAAAAGAAAAUGAUAACAAUAUGGGCUUUGAUUUCCAAACUGGAAUUUUUGAGGAUGUUACAGAUGAUGAAGUGGAGAGGAAUGACAUUCCCAUGAAUGUGAACAUUGAUAUGGAAGCUUCUAGAAACCUUCAGCUUGCAGAAAAACACAUGACUAAAGAGUUGAAAGAUGACUACUCUAUUGAUGAUCCAGUUAUUGAUAUUGCCAAGUUGUUUGGUACCCCAACUAUGUCGGGCGAGUUUUCAGUAUAUGUCAUACCUCACCAUCUAUCUCCUGCCAUUUUUAAGCAAAGGCAUGAGAUUAAAAAGUCUCGUAUCUUGCAGCACCCUUUUACAGAUCCCACCAAGAGAAAGAAACUAAGAAAAGAGAUUGAGAAACCAUUAACUUCAUUUGAUCCUUUGCGUCCAAUCUCUGAAGAAGCAUUACAGUCCUUUCAAAAGUGGAUGAGUGAUGACCAAGGGUUCACAAUUGACAUUGACUACAUGCAUAUAGAUAAAAAAUGGUUUCAAUCACUGUCUAAUCAUGGUUCAUGGCUUGCUGACAUGCCUCUUUAUUCUGUCAAAUGGCCUGAUGUUGACAUUGUGUAUGUCCCUAUCAAUGUUCGGGCUAGUCACUGGGUAUUAGGAGUUGUCCACCUUCAUCGAAGGAUUAUAUACGUAUAUGACUCAUUGAUGGGCAUCAAUAAUAAUGCAAGAUUGCAAGUUGCCAUUAAACCAUUAGCCAAAUUGUUGCCGCAUAUAUUGAAUGCAAUAGCAUAUUAUGGUUUUCAUGGUGACACAAAAGUUAACUACCUGGAAUGGGAAAUUGAACGGCUGUAA